Messenger RNA from Notodromas monacha, 3329 nucleotides. The record is from the annotation of a GenBank genome assembly. NCBI's taxonomy places the organism in Eukaryota, Metazoa, Arthropoda, Ostracoda, Podocopida, Cyprididae.
AUGGGAGUGGAAAUCCCUGGAAGUCCUUGGCGGUUCAUUUUUCGAUGUUCGAAGUUGUCCUCCGCGAUUGUAGGCAUUGUGACAGAUUCCGAGGAUUUGCGGCGCAGAUUUAUAAUGUCGAAACGCGUCGCUUCGCCUGCAUCGCCCCGUAGCCUUUUGGAGGACGUCCCAUUGACCGUUUGCCUUGCUGGCACUUGCAAGUCUAAUUGUAAGAGUGUUCUGUGUAUGAACGCGCUGGGUGAAGAGGAUUGGCUGAACGAUGUCAAGUCUGUGGAUUCUCUUGAAUUUCAUGUUCGUGAACCAAAUGAAGUCGUCGGAUUGUGGAAUCUGGGAGCUACGUGCUACAUGAAUGCUGUGGUACAGGUUUUGAUCCGGUUGCCAGUUUUCAAACGAUUGAUCAAGUGGAAUCCUGCGUUGGUCGGAGAUGAGGAGCCGAAAGCUUUUGGAGAUUCUAACGAUGGCUCUGUCUAUCCUAGAAGUGCGAUAGGAAGUGUCAUUGUCCUAAUGCGGCUGAUGCAGGACACCAAGAGGGUACCCAGCAACAACGUCAUUUCUGCUUUCAGUGCAGUGGACCCAAGUUUUCUGUCGCGGGUUUUGGACCUGGACACCGAUGAUCCACAAGAUGCUUCAGAAUUUCUGGACUUGCUGAUUGCCCGAGGUUCUACUGAUCUCCAAGAGCAAACGGAUCCGCAGUUGAAGAAUUUCUUCCAGAACUUCACCGGCAAAAUCAGAAGCCAUGUUGAGUGUACGAAGUGCGGAUAUAAGUCCGUAGAGAAGACGGUGGACUUUCUGAAUCAGCUUGUUCCUGUCCCUGAUGAAAGCGCCAAGAAAGGUCGUCGAUCGGUGAUGUCUGCAUUUAAAGGUUUUCCGACAGAACCGGUCCAGAUUACGUGUAGCAAGUGCAAACAGGAAAUGGGAGUCCUGCAUUCUACCCUUGACAGCAUUCCACCGUACCUGAUUUUUGCCAUUGGUCGCGUUACUUUAUCUGCUGCGAAGGUGAAUGACCGAGUAACAUUCCCGGAGAAGCUGAAGUUGGGGGAGCUCUACCCGGAUGGUGUUAAUGAGUACCGUCUGGUUGGAGUGGUAUUUCAUCAUGGGAAUGUUCCAGAAGAGUACCAUUUCUCAGCAUCUGUAUGGGAUUUUGAGAGAAAAAAGUGGCACAAUCUCGAUGAUCACCGUACAAAAACAGAGGAUGACAUUGGCUUUCAGACGCUGAAAUCAAAGAGAGGGCCAACUGUGUUCACUUCGGAAUGUGCGACACUCCUCUUUUAUUUGCGGAAAGACUGCGAGGAAUUGGACCAUCAAUCCGUGGAAUUUCCGCUGUGGACUAAUGUGUUCGCCCAGGCUGAUGCGGAAGAUUUCCGGAAGGCGUGUGUGGAGAAAAAGCGACUGGACGCUGAAGUGCGGCAGUCUGAUGAGAAGAAAAUUGAAAUUAUCAAGCAGCUUUAUGAGGAGAUCUUGCCAAAUGCGAUGGGGACGAAUCUUGAGGACUGGAUUUUUGUGCCCAAAUACUCAGUUGCGAAGUACUUCGAAGUGGACCCAUCUUCUUUCUUGUCCAAGUUCGAUGCGGCGGAAGUAGAAUGCGAGCAUGGGAAACUGCAGCCGUCGGAAGUCCCUGCCUUUCUUAAGCUGGUCCCACCUGCUUUUGGUUCGGAAGUUGCUAAGCUGGGGAGUUGCUGGUCUCGAGGCGAUAUCUGCCAAAUCUGUAGGAGAAGUCCGAAAGUGCUAGCUGAUCUUCGCACAAGAAUGCGUUCUGAUGAGGCCCUGCUGAAACGCGAAGCUACUGCACAAAAAGAAAAUCGGUCAGCGCCUGCCUUUUGGAUUAGCAAACAUUGCUAUCAGAACUGGAAGAAAAUGGCGGAAUUAGAGGCAUUGAAUGAAUUGCAGAAGCAGUACCAAGUUCAGAAGAAGCCCAAGUUUGAAGAGAAAGAAUUCAAUUCAGAUUCUCGUUGCUCUCACGGCAAUCGCGUCAUGGACGAAAACUUGCUCCUUGCCAUCACUGCACCGGCGUGGGAGACUCUCUCAAAAUUCUUCAGCAAGGUCGUAGAGUUACCUGUGGCUACAGAGGCUUGUUCGACGUGUGUUGGGCUACAAGAGAUGGCUGUUGGGAAGACGGAAGAGAGGAAGCGGUUGGCGGAUGUACUUCGGGAUUCUCAAACCUGGGCAAUCAAUCCCAAGAAAGGUUUUAUUCCGCAAGUCGCUUUGAAAGGCGAACAAGUGUUCUUUGUUUCUGAUGAAUUUGCCGUCAAGCUGAAGAAAUUCAUCAAGAACCCUGUUUCUGCGGAAUUCCCAUCUACACUUGAUAUGUCUGCUGCCUUUUGUGAGCAUGGGAAGGUAUUGAUAGACCCAAGGGAUUGUGAAGACUUCAUUCCAGUGAGUUAUUCCUCAAUCAAUGGAUUGGAGAAAGUAUCGAUACUCCAUAAGAUCUCCGCUACUGCGAUCAAGGAUAAUCCGGAUAAGAUGAUGGAUUUCAAAUUGGACCAAGAAUUAUGUGACCCGUGUGUGGAAGCCGAAAUUCAAGCCGAGGAAGCCAAGCAAUAUGUGUACAAAGAUCAGCCCUUAUUUUUCAAGCUGGUUUCUGUGAUGAAGGACGUGUUUGCAUCGAUUCUCUCAUGUGUUGAAGAGAACGACCUGGUUAACGUGGCUCAGUUGACCAAAAAAGAGCCGAGAAUGAAGAACAUCGAGGAAACGCUAGGGCUGAUCUCGGAGAAGAAGGGAAAACGCGAAGAGAAGCGCAUGCUCCUUUCAUCUGACAUGAAGCUAGUGGAUCUCAAAGCAAUGAUGGCUGAUAGUUUCAAACUAGAUCCCGCAUCAGUGGAACUCGCUUUGGAUGGUCGUCUGCUCACGUCAAACGACUCUUCCCUGGAAGCGCUGAAAGUGAAGCCCAUGUCGCACAUCAAGGUCAUCCAUGUUAAGAAGGAGACGGAAAGAGGGGGAUUCGCGUCUAAGCCCAAGUCUUCACCAGUUGUCUAGUUUUGAAGAGCUGAUAUGGUCAUCUCGAGGAUUUUGACUUCCGUCCAGCUGUCAUUCAUAUUAUUACCGAAUGAGGAUCGUGAAUUUUAGUUCGUCUCGCGGUAUUGAGCCACACCUGAAGAUGAGGGGGGGUGAGGAUCCAAGAAAUUUUGUUUUCCGUGUAGUGCGAAAAAAUUUCGUUAUGCACUACAGUAUUUUCACUUUCUCGAUUGUGACGGAAAUGAGAGUUCGGCAAAAGAUGUGAUGAAUGGUGACUUUUCCUGCAUGUUGGCGGCUUUUCAGAUGUUAACAGCAUUAAUCGUCUAUUCUAUAUUCGCUGAAAGAAGAAAGAAAACUUCCUUGUUACUUUUUUUCAA